AUGGAUGACCCAGAAACACCAGGGCCUUGUAGCCUCUCACACCUCCCCUCCGAAAUCCUCCUCCAAAUCUCCAGCUACCUCGACCUCCCCGCCCUAAACGCCCUGACCCAACUAAACCACUCAACAACGCUCCUCCUCCAACCCUACCUCUACAAACUCGACGCCCGCCAAUCCUCAAAAGCCCUCUGUUGGGCCGCAAUCCAUAACAACGAAGCCGUCGCCCAGUCCUCCCUCGCCGCCGGCGCAAACCCAACAACCGUCUCCGAUCAAGACACCCUAAUAAAAGGCUGCUCACCACUCAUGCUAGCAGCCUAUCACGGCAGUCUAUCCGUCCUCUCUCUCCUCCUCACAUACCCAGAAACAAAUCCCAACUCCCGAGACAGAAAAUACAUCAGACCACCCAUAACAUGGGCAAUCAAGCACCGCCACGCCGCCAUCGUCCGCGCCCUCUUAAAAGACGACCGCACAGAUCCCAACCUGCAAGAUAAAUUCGGCGAUACAGCGCUCAUGACCGCCGUCACGCUACGCCCGGAUAUGAUUCCCGUUCUAUUAAGUGGCGGGUCGCGCGUUGAUCCGCGCGUGUCGAAUACGCAAGGCGCGACGGCUUUGUCUCAGGGCUAG
Molecule: messenger RNA, 621 nt
Organism: Penicillium waksmanii
Lineage: Eukaryota; Fungi; Ascomycota; Eurotiomycetes; Eurotiales; Aspergillaceae
Product: ankyrin repeat domain-containing protein
Exons: 1
Coding region: 1-621 (206 amino acids)
Cellular component (GO): nucleus; cytoplasm
Molecular function (GO): protein binding
Source: RefSeq, a predicted model, not a curated record